Messenger RNA from Chrysochloris asiatica (Cape golden mole), 2001 nucleotides. RefSeq names its product KIAA1841 ortholog (gene SANBR). The record is from RefSeq and is a predicted model, not a curated record. Bases 64 to 2001 code for a protein of 645 amino acids. The transcript is spliced from 19 exons. Lineage: Eukaryota; Metazoa; Chordata; Mammalia; Afrosoricida; Chrysochloridae.
AAAAGAUUUGAUGAGCUGAAGAGCAGUGGCAACUCACCUGUGGACAACCAGUAUAAUCCUGUCAUGGCUGCUGGAGAGAGUCCUAUUGAAACAUUAGCCACAUAUAUCAAAUCCUCCCUUCUAGACACACAGGGGGAAUUUCAAGACGCUCCAGUUGGUCAGGAUGCAAUUUCCAAAACAGGAAGACAUAGUAUAGCUUCCUCAAGGAAUUGUUCUUCAGAAAGUGAAAAUUGUACUACUCAUAAUGGUGGAGAAAAGACGGACGAAUCUGAAGGGCCAAAUAUGGUGAUUCAUGUAUGUGAUGAAGCAAAAAACUUGAAAGAAGACUUUAUUUGCCCACGAGAUCUUUUGGUAUCAGAAAUGAAGUACUUUGCUGAAUAUUUAUCUAUGGAUGCACAGCGCUGGGAAGAAGUGGACAUUUCCGUUCACUGUGACGUUCACAUCUUCAACUGGUUGAUACAAUAUGUUAAGAGGAACACUAAGGAGAAUAAAGAUUGUGAGACGCCCACUUUAGAGCCAGGAAAUGUCAUUUCUAUUCUUAUUUCUUCAGAGUUUUUGAAAAUGGAUUCAUUGGUUGAACAAUGUAUUCAGUAUUGCCAUGAAAAUAUGAAUGCCAUAGUAGCCACCCCAUGCAACAUGAACUGUAUAAAUGCAAAUCUUCUUACACGUAUAGCUGAUCUGUUCACACACAAUGAAGUGGAUGAUUUAAAGGACAAGAAAGACAAGUUUAGGAGUAAACUUUUUUGUAAGAAGAUUGAGAGACUGUUUGAUCCUGAGUAUGUGAAUCCAGAUUCUCGGAGUAAUGCAGCCACAUUAUAUAGAUGCUAUUUGUGUAAGAAACUGUUAACAAAGGAAACAGAAAGAAGAAUUCCUUGCAUUCCUGGAAAAAUCAAUGUGGAUCGACAUGGAAAUAUUAUCUAUGUUCACUUAAGAGACAAGACUUGGGAUGUUCAUGAGUAUUUGAAUAGCUUUUUUGAAGAAUUAAAAUCUUGGAGAAAUGUAUAUUGGCGCUUAUGGGGAACAGUCAACUGGCUGACUUGCUCAAGAUGUUGUCAAGCUUUUCUCUGUAUUGAAUUUUCACACUGUCAGUAUCACUCAGAAACAGUGAUCUACCCCACUGCAGCAAGUUCACAGAGUUCUGUCGGCACUGGGAUUUAUCCCUGCUGUAACCAAAAGGUUCUCCGGUUUGAUCCCACUCAGCUUACAAAGGGCUGUAAAGUGAGGGACCACAUGGUUGCUGUUUGUGAUCAAGGUGAAGGUGGGGAUUUGCUGUCUUGUCCGACUACUAGGAUACUGGAUGAUCUGCUCAGUCACAAAGAUGUCAUUAUUGUGCCUUUUUCUAAGGAUACUGUUAGUGAUUCUGGGGUUGGCCAAUGUGAAGAAAGGGGUCUAGACUGUGAUGUUUUGCUAGAGCCAAAUGCACCAUGGGGCCCAAGAACUGGGGAGCUCAAUGCUUUUUUGUCACUGAAAAACUGGACUCUGCAACUGAAACAGCAGUCAUUAUUUUCAGAAGAAGAAGAAUAUACCACUGGAUCAGAGGUCACUGAAGAUGAAGUUGGAGAUGAAGAAGAAGUAUCCAAGAAGCAAAGAAAAAAGGAAAAGCCAAAGAAAUUCACUAAGCAACCAAAAAAGCAGAUGUCUUCACCCUGUGCUCAGAAGAAAGAAAAGGCAUUGGAGAAGUCAGCUUCUAGAGAUGCGUCUCCUUUCAUUGUGAGUAUGCAAAAAAAUAAAUGGGAUGCCACCAGAUCCUUGCGAUUCAAUCAGGAUGCUCAAAGAGAAGAUGAUCAGCGACGGAUGUCUGAAAUCACAGGGCACCUUAUAAAAAUGAGAUUGGGCGAUCUCGACCGAGUCAAGUCAAAGGAAGCAAAAGAAUUUGCAGGGGGCAUUUACUCCAGGCUCGAAGCACAAGUCAAGGCCUCCGUGCCAGUCAGUGCUCGUCAGAGCAACACCGAGAAGACUACAAGGUCUAAAAGUCGUUUCGCUCAAGGACGUCCUGCAUAG